Messenger RNA from Ceratotherium simum simum (southern white rhinoceros), 776 nucleotides. The record is from RefSeq and is a predicted model, not a curated record. Lineage: Eukaryota; Metazoa; Chordata; Mammalia; Perissodactyla; Rhinocerotidae.
ACGCAGGCCCUCUUUUCGGGGGCCCUGCCCUCCCCGCACGGUCUGCGAGCGCCAUGGAGCGCGCGGCGUGUCCGUUCCGAAAUGCCUUCUCGGAUCGGGUUCUCGAAAGCAAAGCCCCGGGGGCCCCGCUGGACUGCGGCCUGCCGGACUGUGGUCCACGCGCCGAUCCCCGGGCGCCGCGGGGGGAUCCCGCCGGGGCUCCCCAUCGGGCUCCCGAGCCGCUGCCGCGCCCAGGGGCCCCGUUCCUGCCUGCCAGCCCGCACUCAGAGGAACGGCGCACCCUCGGGGUCCGCCCCGAACCUGCCAGCUCCGCGCUCGCGGCACCUGGACAGCCCCGGGACUCUGCCAGGUGGAUGUUGUGUGUAGCCGGAGCCAAGCUGAAGGUGGAAUUCUUGGAAUCCUGUGUUUGAAUCUUAUUCUAGCAAAGCAUUGAGACACUUUUUACUUAUGGCCGUUCAUUUUGUUGAAGCUGUUUGAAGAGGGGCCCCAUGACCUCUCGUUGUGGCCCACUACUGUUUACCUGGACGUUCCAGUCAUGCUGGGCAUUUUAGGGACGAGAUGCCUCCGUAUGCUUGGAUGCCUGGGAGAACUGUGCAUGCGGAUCAUGGGGUGAAAAAGGAACUUUCCUGGCAUAAUUAGGCAAGCGAUUUAAUAUCUGUAUUAUGUAACUUUUAUAGCAAAGAAGUUGUGAGUUCAUUUGUAAUUUCUGAUUUAAUAAACAUGUAUUGUCAUGUACAUUUGGAGUCCAUUUUAUUAUACCCUGAUAAUGACUAGAA